AUGGGAAAUAUUGUACGAGGCAGAAAAACAGAAGGCAGUAUCAAAGCAGAACGUACUCUACUCACAGUCAGAGCAGCCGGAGCUUUUAAAUCAAAAGUGAAAAGUGAAAAGAAAAAGACAGCGGCAAAAGAGAUAGAAGAGAUCAUAGAAUGGAAAUUUGGAAGGAAAAACACCAGGACUGGACAACAUCAAGGUAGACGUACUACAGCUUAUGAAGUGGAAGAAGAAACUUUGGACAAUACAGACAAGGAAGUUCUUAAGUUUGUACGCAGGUAUGUACAAUAAAAAACAGUUCGCUUAGUUUGAUUUAUUAUGCAAAUUAUUCCAUAUUGACUUUUUGUAAAAUUUUAGUAACUAUUAUACCAAACAACGGUAUACUAUACUACACACUUUUCCCUGAAGAAGUAAGGUAAGCAGUGUAGAAUUGGCUUUAUUGUGUUAUACUUGUGUUAUAAGUUUGUGUUUGUAUCAGGCCGGAUACGGCGUGUUUUUCACUAUUUCUUUUGACUUGGGCUUCGCAUUGUUUUGUAUCCAUGGACUCGCACCGAAAUCAUAUCACCGUUUUUAUACGCGGACAGAAGCCCUGUCUGAUAUAGUUUUCGUGCCUGCGCAAAAACUAUCCAGUAUAAUGUAAAUAUAGUAUUAUUUCUCCUGCAGCGUCCAUGUAGGUGACAACAAACAUGGUCACGUGUCCAUAAAUGACACAAGUGUUGCUUGGACGGCUCUGCGUGAAUCAGCCAAUCGCGAUCGAAGAGAUUUCUUGGCCGAUGAGCAUAGGAGAGACAGUGGUCGGCUUAAACAGUUAGGUGAUGUCCUCAGGUUUAUCAGAAGAGCUUCAAAAGAGGCUGAAACGCUGAAGGCUACCGAAGAAUUUCUUCCUUAUGAUGAACAGUAUAAGGUAAGUGACCGGAAGUAAGAGAGGUAACUUAUGGGUCUUCGCUUUCGACAAGUUUUUGUCAGUUUCCCUUGUACGCUGAUAUUUCUUGUAUUCUUACCAGUCAGUAAGAUAUUGUGAGACAGACCAGCUGUCGAUUAGUCGGCUAAACAGCUUAUGUGAAUCAUAUUCUCACAACAGUUGUUCUCACUAACUCUGCUAACUAUUGUAUGCGAUUUUUCCAUUCGCUCAUUCAUUCUAUAACAACUCUUCAUAGUUUCUCACGGUCAGUCAACAGUGAAUCAGUCAGUAAAUCAUCCAUUGUGUCAAUCUUGAGUCACUCAGUCUGUCAGUCAGUCAGUUGUCAGACAGUCAAUCAUUCAUUCAUUUAUUCAUCCAUUCAUUCAGUCAGUAAGUCAGUCUGUCAUCCAGCGCUCCUUCCAGAACUGUAAUAUCCAAUAUGAUAUUUACUAUUUUUUUAGCCACAGUGGGAGACACGUUGUCAUAUUUGUCGCUCCUCCUCUACGAAGUGCAGUCCUUUAAUAUUCUGCCGAAUAUGCCCACAAAUAUAUCACAAAGAAUGUUUGGAAAGCCGUGGUUACAUUGAUCAUACGCUGUCUUUAUUGUACCUCUUGCCAAUUUUCCUCCGUGACUUCAGGCUUCCGCAGUUUCCCAUCUGCUUUCUUUUUAAGAGAUUCAAUAUACUCGUCAAGUUCUCUAUCCAGCUCUGCAGCGUUUUUCGCAGCCAAAUCCGCUCUUUUGUCCGCCAUGUAGUGUGCGAGGUCGCGUUAAACUGGAAACUAGUGAAAGGUUCCUCUUGGUCCCAGGUUCCCAGGCCACGGAUGUCAUUUGAAGAAAAUAGAAAAUAGUCAACGAGGAGUAUAGUUAUAGUAGCUCUCAAUUCAAAAAUAUGACCGCAUUACAUUAUCCCGAGCAGUAAUGAUAUUAGUCGUUUAAUUACAUUACAUAUUUUUUUCUCAAAUUCAAUCAAAAAUUUAUAGCGGAGCUCUCCCGGAGCACCAUGGGUAAGAAAAAUUGGUUAUCUAUGUAUUUGAUAGUCACGUGACCGUACGUCCACCCGCUCGCCCACGCGACCGUCUGUGCCGCACUUGAAAAGUUGUUUGUUUGUUUGUUUGUUUUUUUUGCUAAACAGACUAUUGAUUUUUUUGCAGUUCUCGUUGCUGUCUCCGUUUAGCAUCAUGGCUCGAUCUCAUUUUUUUGUUUGAGUAAAUUAGAAGUAUAGGCUAAGUCUAGAUAUAUUAUAUUUAUAUACCUUGGUACUUAAAAUCUCUUGAUACUUACUAGCUAAGCUGAAAACGAUUGGACAGUUUUGAGAUAAACUAAGCAUUUUCAAAUUAAAAUCUUAAUUUUUUAUAAACUCAGUCGAUGAGGCUCUUUUAUGUAAAACUUGACACUCAUCAGAUCCCAAUAUCUUCGGUUUUGUUCUUUUACCGCCGGUGAUGAACUGAAAAUUCUUCUAAUUCAAACACGUAAAUUACCACUGAAGCUGAGUAAUGAAGAGUUCCUUUGUCACGUCAGUAAAUGAGAUACUUUUCACACCUGAUAAUUAAGCGCGCGCAUCAGUUAAGAAGUCAACUAUGCGAAUAACGAGAUGAGCGGGUUAAAAUGGGAAAUAUUGUACGAGGCAGAAAAACAGAAGGCAGUAUCAAAGCAGAACGUACUCUACUCACAGUCAGAGCAGCCGGAGCUUUUAAAUCAAAAGUGAAAAGUGAAAAGAAAAAGACAGCGGCAAAAGAGAUAGAAGAGAUCAUAGAAUGGAAAUUUGGAAGGAAAAACACCAGGACUGGACAACAUCAAGGUAGACGUACUACAGCUUAUGAAGUGGAAGAAGAAACUUUGGACAAUACAGACAAGGAAGUUCUUAAGUUUGUACGCAGGUAUGUACAAUAAAAAACAGUUCGCUUAGUUUGAUUUAUUAUGCAAAUUAUUCCAUAUUGACUUUUUGUAAAAUUUUAGUAACUAUUAUACCAAACAACGGUAUACUAUACUACACACUUUUCCCUGAAGAAGUAAGGUAAGCAGUGUAGAAUUGGCUUUAUUGUGUUAUACUUGUGUUAUAAGUUUGUGUUUGUAUCAGGCCGGAUACGGCGUGUUUUUCACUAUUUCUUUUGACUUGGGCUUCGCAUUGUUUUGUAUGCAUGGACUCGCACCGAAAUCAUAUCACCGUUUUUAUGCGCGGACAGAAGCCCUGUCUGAUAUGGUUUUCGUGCCUGCGCAAAAGCUAUCCAGUAUGAUGUGAAUAUAGUAUUAUUUCUCCUGCAGCGUCCAUGUAGGUGACAACAGGCAUGGUCACGUGUCCAUAAAUGACACAAGUGUUGCUUGGACGGCUCUGCGUGAAUCAGCCAAUCGCGACCGAAGAGAUUUCUUGGCCGAUGAGCACAGGAGAGACAGUGGUCGGCUUAAACAGUUAGGUGAUGUCCUAAGGUUUAUCAGAAGAGCUUCAAAAGAGGCUGAAACGCUGAAGGCUACCGAAGAAUUUCUUCCUUAUGAUGAACAGUAUAAGGUAAGUGACCGGAAGUAAGAGAGUUAACUUAUGGGUCUUCGCUUUCGACAAGUUUUUGUCAGUUUCCCUUGUACGCUGAUAUUUCUUGUAUUCUUACCAGUCAGUAAGAUAUUGUGAGACAGACCAGCUGUCGAUUAGUCGGCUAAACAGCUUAUGUGAAUCAUAUUCUCACAACAGUUGUUCUCACUAACUCUGCUAACUAUUGUAUGCGAUUUUUCCAUUCGCUCAUUCAUUCUAUAACAACUCUUCAUAGUUUCUCACGGUCAGUCAACAGUGAAUCAGUCAGUAAAUCAUCCAUUGUGUCAAUCUUGAGUCACUCAGUCUGUCAGUCAGUCAGUUGUCAGACAGUCAAUCAUUCAUUCAUUUAUUCAUCCAUUCAUUCAGUCAGUAAGUCAGUCUGUCAUCCAGCGCUCCUUCCAGAACUGUAAUAUCCAAUAUGAUAUUUACUAUUUUUUUAGCCACAGUGGGAGACACGUUGUCAUAUUUGUCGCUCCUCCUCUACGAAGUGCAGUCCUUUAAUAUUCUGCCGAAUAUGCCCACAAAUAUAUCACAAAGAAUGUUUGGAAAGCCGUGGUUACCUUUCAGAUGGCUUCGCAAGUGAUACAGUCAAACUUGAAUCAGAUGAAAUUGGAUGGAGCUGCUUCAUUUGUGUAAGUUAGCCUGCGAGCAUGCUCUUCUGGGGUUCCCAAUGGUACCAGGGGUGGGGGAGGCAUGCGUCAGUCGUUAGUUAUCCAAUUAAGUGAAAAAGUGCUGGUUUUGGGAUUGAAAUGGAGGCUUUGUGGUCGAGCGGUUAAAACCUCGAACUCCUGAUCUGGGGGUCUGGGGUUCAAGCCUUGCCCGUCGCGUUUUUUUCUAAGACAAGGCUUUAUUCCAUUUUGUCUCUCUUCACCCAGGUGUAUAAAUUGGUGCCAGCCACACACUGCUUGGGGGGAGGGGGUGGGGGAUUACCCUGCGAUGGACUAGCAUCCCGUCCAGGGGGGAAAAGCAAAACUUCUAAGCAUGUUUCAUGCUAAGCAAACCGAGGUAAGCUCCGACUGUUUAGGGCAUUGGCUCGUGUACGCCUUUACCAUUACCUUACCUUGGGACUGAAAGAAAAAUAGAAAUUAAAAGGAGCAUUACUUGCCUUCUUUGCAAAUUUUCUUUAGCAAGCAAUCAAGGAGGCUAAAGGACUCGGAUCAAAGAGGAAAAUCCACUAACUGUUAAUUUUUUUUUUAAAGAGCGAUCAGUCAGAGCUUUUUGUUGUUGUUGUUGUUGUUUUGCAGGAAAACUUAUUUGACUUGUUAUCCGAUACGGAAAAGAUUGACAUUAUGGAAACAUUUGAUCGAAUUGACACAAAUCAGGGUUUGUUGAAAAAAUAUUUUCUUGAUGAGCAACUGCUCGGAAGAGAAGUCACCAAUGGUGCGUUUCCCUGAUCCCAAAACAAUACUAAAACAAUUGGAAGAAUGACAUGUCGUUGUUUCCUGCGACCAAUCAGGAGAAACCUUCCGAGCAGCUCCUUCACUACUCAAUAACAUAAUUGAUAUUCCUUGCACCAUACCUUUGAGAUCUAACUGCUUAGAACAAUUUAAAAAAACAUGGGCCAAACUUCUUUAACUACAUGAACGCUUUUGUAACUCCCAUGAUACAUUAUCCGUUAAGCUACACUGAACUGUUUCACUCUAUAGAUUAGCAUCUUUUUCUUUUAGUUUCUUUCUUUCUUUCUUUUUUUUCUUUUAUUAAUUUAUUUUAGUUCUAAAAAACUAUUACUGACCAUGACGUUUUGUGUAACUUUUGUACAAAGUGAAAUUGUUUCUUUUUUCUUCUCUUUUUUCCUUUCCAUACGUUUUCAGAUUCAUUUAUAAAUAAAGAAGAGUAUCUAGAUUACCAGAAAGAUUGUUACCAGAAGUUAGUCGGAUUAGAAAUGCCCGAAUUUCGAAUUCGAAUUGAAGAGCGCAUAUUUGCCGAUAUGGACAGAAGCAAUUCGGGUCAGAUCGAUUGGUGGCAAUACCAAAUACCCAUGUGUGUUAGAAAAUUGACUGCGAGGAAAAAGGUAACUAGCUAAAAAAAGAAUUAUUUAACCUCUUUGUUUUACAUAUAUCUUGGCUUUCGCAAUCGGCGUUCUUUAUACUCUGAGGUAAAUCUAACAAUCCGGCAAAUGCCAAAAAUUAAACACAUCUUUUAAAUAUUAUCUAAAUAUUUCAGUGUAUUGUAAACAUAGACCUAUGGUUUUGUAUUCUUCUUACGGUUCCUUAAUGGUGAACAAGUUCAUUCGUCUUGUUCGGGAAGUGUUAUCUAUCUUUACACAAAAAUACUGCUACUUAUGUCCUUUCGACAUGCUAACAGAUCUCGAAUAAUAUUAGGGGCAAUGUUGACUGCUCCUUGAUUAUGUUUUUGUGUCUUUUCAGAAAAAUCUUGUCCCACAUCUAACGAAACAAGAAGUUUACAAACUUAGAACUUUCUUCCAAGCGUAUGAUCAAGAUGGAUAUGGAACAAUAAGCAAAAAUUCCGCUAAGAUGGCAUUCAAAAAAUGGUAUCUUUCGCUUAUAAACCUCAGAUAUGAAGAUGUACCGCUCUGCGACUGGCUUGGAGCGGAAUGGAUGAGAGAUGAUGCGCCCGAGGAGAUAUCAGUUUUUCAGCGGUCUACCACAGUAGCUUGGAAAGACUUUGUCAAGAACAACGCGCUGUAUGUUUUGUCUGCUCGGCCAAAC
Molecule: messenger RNA, 6085 nt
Organism: Porites evermanni
Lineage: Eukaryota; Metazoa; Cnidaria; Anthozoa; Scleractinia; Poritidae
Source: the annotation of a GenBank genome assembly